UUGCUGGCCAUUGUUAGGCCAAGAGGUUCUGGCUAGCCACUGAAGGAAGGGACGCACCGUGAAUCCUUCCACAGCCAGCAGCCAUGAUUGGAAAGACAGGCAUCUUGCUAGUUGCCCCUCUGUUCUUCCUGUGUGUUCAAGCAGGUCUUUUGGACGAUGAGAAGAAAAUUCUAAGUGAAUUCAAGAAAAAAUACAACAACAGUGUGUCUGAUUUAAUCUUCAUGAUGGACGUAUCAGGCAGUGUUCCAAUGUAUGGAUUCAACUCUGAAAAGGUCUUCGUGGAGAGUCUACUUAACGAGUUCAGCGUUGCACCGUAUUCCACUCGAGUAGCGGUCAUCACAUUCGGAGAGUUCGUUAAGACGGAUAUUAACUACAUCGACAUUGACCCCAGCGAUACUAUGAGGAGCAAGUGCGAGUUCAAGAACAUUUUUGAACACCGCAUCAAGCAUAGAUGGGGCCGAGCCACUAACAUGAGAGACGCGUUCCAGCAUACCAUUAACGUGAUAAAGAACGCGAAAGCCCACAAUCGUAAGCGACACAAUGUGCAUACAGUGGCAAUGAUGAUAACGGAUGGCUGGUGGAAUAUGGGAGACCCAAAGUAUAACGCGGACACUCUGAAAAAUACCUACAGCACAGAAGUGUUUUCAGUAGGUGUCGGCGGCUACAGAGAAUGGCAACUCCAGGCAGUAGCAUCGUCCAGCUCGCAUGUCCUCAAAUUCCAUGACUUUUACAAGUUUAAGCAACUGGCUAUGUAUAUUAGGGGAGAUGCACACGAGCGAAUUUACAUGGCGGUACCGUCCGACAAGUGCACACAAAGUUCAGGUUGUGACAGCAACGCCAAAUGCACCUGCGGUACGGUCAGCGGACUGUACCAGUGCGUCUGCAAUGCAGGCUACUACGGCCCAGGAACCCCCGGCCAAUGCUACAAAUGCCGCAAGGGGUCGUAUAAAAAGUUCCCGAGCCCCGAAGAUUGCACUGCAUGCCCUGCCAAAUCUUCAACUGCUGGUUUGGGAAGUACCAACAUCGUAGACUGUAAAUGUAAUGAGGGCUACGAAGGAAAUCCCUCCGCAGAAAAACCCUGCCUACCCGUGCAGUGUGUGCCGAUCUCACCUCCACAAAAUGGCUACUUGGUGGGCGGUGCGUGCGAUUACAAGUACCAGUCUACAUGUGAGGUAGCUUGUAACAAAGGCUAUACCCUUCACGGCACAGCCACACGCACUUGUCAGAAAACCAAGAGUUGGAGCGGAACGGAAGCUUACUGCCAAAUCGUUAGGUGCACCCCCUUGCCCCUACUCACUCAUGGGACCAAGUCGUGUACUGGCGUUGGUAACGGACAAUACUAUGGCGAGAAGUGCUCGUACACAUGCGACCAGGGCUAUGACCGCAAAGGGAGUGCGGAGCGGACAUGCCAGUUGGACGGCACUUGGACCGGACAGCCAACUUCGUGCGUGGCAAAGCUUUGCCCUGCACUACGCAAACUGCCAUUCGGAACUGUCGAGCCCGUAGAUUGCCUGACCACACCGCAGCCGUACACCCGCGCAUGCGUGAUGAAGUGCUUCAAGGGAUACACCUUUAGCGGCAGUUCACCUUUGACGUGCGGUGCCGAUGGAGAAUGGCAAGGGACGUUCCCAGCUUGCACAGAUAAUCAGCCCCCUGUCAUUAGAUGCCCACUGCCAGUCAACAGCAACACAGAUCCUGAGCGUAACACCAAGCGAGUCACGUGGGAGUUACCUGUUGCCCAGGACAACGCCGAACUACACGACCCGAACGCCAGACCGACAGUGACGUCAUCUGAGCCCCUGAUCACCUCGCCCUAUAACUUCCCCAUUGGCACGACUAGAAUAGUGUACACUGCUACAGACAAGAGUGGGCAGACUGCGCAGUGCACCUUCACUGUUAAGGUGGUGGAUAACGAGCCUCCAUUUAUCUUCUGCCCGGACAACAUGGAAGUACCAGCAGCAAAGUCAGGACCAUCACUUGUAUUUUGGCAGCCUCCACACUACUUUGACAACUCAAAAGGGACUGUUACCAUUUUCACUGGACAUGUCAACGGAUCAUCAUUCCAAACUGGAUCCACCACAGUCAAAUACACGGCUACCGACGAGGCAGGCAACGUGGGAACGUGUUCCUUCGUCAUCCUCGUGACUAAGACCCGCUGCAAAGCUUACGAUCCGCCAAUCAACGGCGCUAUCACUUGCCAGGACUUGGCCAUCGCCGGAGGGGAUUACUGUUCAGCCAUGUGCAACGGGGGGAAAGAGUUCUCAAGCAGACCUGCUACCUAUUACAUCUGCAAGACUGAGGGCUUUUGGCAAAUUUUUGAUUGGCCGAUGCCGGGACAAGAGCCAGCUAAUGACACUAUGCCCUGGCCGGACUGCACAGAGGUACUUGAUCCUAGUGGAGAAAAGAAAGGCAUGGAAUGGCAAUACCUGAGUGGGGACUGCUCGAAUCCCAACGUCCAGCAGGAGGCGAAGCGAAAGUUUAUAGACGGCUUGGCGGCCAUCAUUGGUGGUGGCGAUCCAACAUUCUGUUCGUGGAGUGGAGCAUGUAGGGUUGCCAAUGUCCGGGUUACCUGUGGUGCAAUGCAAACAGGGAGAAAGAGGGGACUGGCGAACACGUUGAUGAUCGACUUUGAUAUUGAAGUAACAGCAAAGGGUAUGACUGAUGACGAACGUAAGAAGAAACUUGACGAAUACGUAAAUAAAGUAAAGGCAGAAACACAAGGAAAACUUGCAAGUCUUAACAUUCCAGGAGUUACUAGCACCUUCUACAAAAUCCUCAAGGAGGACUUACAGCCCUCUCCUGUCUGCAGAAACGGAUCGGUGUAUGAACUCAACAAGGAGAAUAAAAAGAAAUGCAUGAGUUGCCCUCCAGGAAACUUCUACGAUUCUGCGCAGUCGCAGUGCGUGUUAUGCCCAUGUGACACGUAUGAGCAUAACACAGGUAGCCUGGCUUGCCAGAAGUGUCCCAGUGGAACCUACACAUUCAAGAGUGGAACAAAGAAAGGCAGCGAGUGCAAACCUGUUUGUCAGGCCGGAACUUACUCCACGACUGGCCUGGAGCUCUGCCAGCCGUGUGCUAUUGGCUAUUAUCAGAGUCACAAGCGGCAGACUACGUGUAACAAGUGCCCCGGGUCCACCAUCACACUGGAGGAGGGCGCUGACUCCAUCAGCAAGUGUGGAAUGCCAUGCGCACCAGGAACAUACUCUGCGACCGGAGUAGAGCCUUGUGCACCAUGCCCCGUCGGCACGUACCAGCCAGACAAAAUCAAAUCCGAAUGCAUCAAAUGCCCAUCACCAAAAACCACGUUUGGAACUGGCUCCGUGAAGCUUUCUCAGUGCGUAGUCAUCAACUUCUGUGACUCGAAUCCUUGUAAUAAUGGAGCCCAAUGCAACAACAUGGUGGACGGCUACAGAUGCAUGUGCAAGAGUGGAUUUACAGGAAAGAACUGUGAGGUUGAGGAGGAUGAAUGUACCACGAACCCAUGUGCUAAUGGAGGCGCAUGUGUCGACAAGAUCAACGGAUUUGUCUGCACGUGCCCAUCAGGGUUUACAGGACAAUUCUGUGAGAAAGCAACCGUCGACUGUAAACCAGGCGCGUGCCGCAAUAACGGCAAGUGUGUGGAGAUACCUGGUGGGUUCCAGUGUCUUUGCUCCGAUGGUUACGAAGGCGACUUCUGCGAGGUCAACACAAAUGAGUGCAAGAGUAGUCCGUGUCUAAAUGGCGGCAAAUGCACAGACGGAGUCAACAGUUUCACUUGCAACUGCCCGGCAGGGUACUCAGGGGGGAGGUGUGAGGACAAGACCAAUGGAUGCCGACCUGACUCCUGCCUGAAUGGCGCCACUUGUACCGAGACCUCUUACGGUCACAGAUGCGCAUGUGUUGCUGGAUUCAGUGGAAAUCGCUGUGAGACUGAUAUUAAUGAGUGUGCGAGCACUCCAUGCGCCAACAAUGGUCUUUGUGUGGAUAAGGAAGGAGGCUUCACUUGCUUGUGUAAACCAGGCUUUAGCGGAACAACAUGUCUGACAGCUGGCUCGACUGAUUUUGACCUUGAGUUCGGACGCGCCCAAGGACGCGGUAUGGCUGCGGUGAAUUCUCGUCAGGAGCUGCGAGCGUUCACUGUAUCAUUCUGGAUGAAGAGUGAAGGAUCCAGCAACAAUGAACCAGGGACGCCCAUCUCGUAUGCGGUCGAGGCCAGCGGCUCUGUUCUUGACAACGCGCUAACCAUUCACGACUACAAUGGUUUCAACGUCUGGAUCAACAACGAGAAAGCCUCGACCAACGUUGCCGCCAAUGACGGCAAGUGGCAUCACAUGGCAUUCACGUGGAAGAGCAGCACGGGCGCUUGGAAGGUGUACAAAGAUGGCACUAAUGUUGGAAGCAGUGAGGCUGCAUUCAUGAAAGACCAGGCGAUCCCAGCUGGCGGUGUGUAUGUCUUAGGUCAGGAGCAGGACAUCGUCGGGGGUAACUUCAGCGCAAGUGAGGCAUUCCUCGGGCACCUUAGCCAGAUGAACAUUUGGAACUACGAAAUCGACGAAAACGAGAUCAAGGAGAUGGGCCAACAUUCAGACCAUCGCCAAGGCAACGUAGUGGCAUGGAGCGACUUCUUGUUGAAACUGGACAGCAAUGUGCGCAAGAUUCAACCAUCGGCCAGCAGGCAAGCCAACAAAUGCUGGAGCAACUGGAUCGACAGGAAUGAUCCAACAAGCUCGGGCGACAGCGAAAGUGCCUCUGACGCAUGCGCGAACUCUGCCUCAUAUGACUGCCAGACGAAGGAUGGAAGAGGCUUGGAUGAGGUCAUCGUGACAGUCAAGUGCUCAGCUUCAGGAGUCACGUGCCUCAACAGCGAACAAAAGGACGGCAGGACCUGUCCGGAUUUAAAGUUUAGAGCCGUCUGUACCUGCCCAGCUACCCAAGCCUGCACGUCCAACACAUGUAGAAAUGGCGGAAAAUGCGUAAACCUACCACUCGGAUUCAAAUGCAUCUGCCCUGAGGGAUUUGAGGGAAGAUACUGUGAGACAGUUCUUAACUGCCCCAACCCUGGUUCUAUUGCAAACGGUCAAGUCAGGUUCUCGCGGUCAGCUCAGUCUGGCUCCUACACUUCGGGUACAGUUGCGACAUUCACGUGUAACAGCGGGUUUACCAGGUCUGGCCCGGCAAGUUCAACAUGCAGAUCUCGUAAAUGGCAGGGAGGAGUUACAAAGUGUCUUGAUGUAAAUGAAUGUCAAAUGAACAAGUGCCAACAUUCCUGUGAAAACUUUGACGGCGGCUACAAGUGCGCAUGCGCUAACGGCUAUGCUCUUAGGUCAGAUGGUACUUGUACGGAUAUCGACGAAUGCGCAACAAACAACGGGAAUUGUCAACAUAAAUGUUAUAACACAGCCGGAAGCUAUCGCUGCAUGUGUCACAGUGGAUACGCGCUGACGGCGGACAAGCACGCGUGUCAAGACGUAAACGAGUGUUCCGGUAACCAGGGGCGCGGAAACUGCCAGCACAUCUGUAUUAACGGCCUCGGCACGUCCAGCUGCGCCUGCAGGAGCGGGUUUACACUCAACUCAGACGGCAGGACAUGCAAGGAGAUCACAUGCCCCGCCCUGGCAGCACCAGCCAAUGGAAACAGCAGUCCCACUGGGGUGACAUCACUCGAUAGCGAUGUCCACAUUACUUGUAACGACGGAUUUAGGCUCGUGGGCUCAGCUACGCGAACAUGCCAGUCGGAUGGCCUGUGGUCUGGUCUGCAGCCAAGUUGCGUAGCCAUCAAGUGCGUGAUGCCGUCGGCGCCUAUGUAUGGCAGCAUAGUGGGCAGUAGCAGCAGCUUCAACAGUGUCAUCAAAUACACGUGCAACAGCGGCUACCGCGUGUCCGGUGGGGAUGCACAGCGGACAUGUGGCAAAGACGGCGAAUGGAGCGGUUCUCAGCCAAGGUGUAUAGCUGCCGCUUGCCCCGACCCGGUAGCUCCCGCCAAGGGUUUAGUGGUCGGCCUGCAAAGGAGUGUGGGGGAUACUGUACGCUUUGAAUGUCAGGAAGGAUACCGAGUAUCCGGCAAGGCCUACUCCGUUUGUCAAUCAAGCGGAUCAUGGGACAGCCCUACUCCAACUUGCGCAAUCGUGGAUUGUGGAAAGCCUCCAGCUCUUGCCAGCGGUAGUAUCGUUGGCUCAGUUUACACAUAUGGCAGUAAGAUCCAAUACAGAUGCAUUCAAGAUUGGCAUUUGUCCGGUCCGGCGGAGAGGGUCUGUCAGGCGGACGGCUUAUGGAGCGGCAAGGCGCCAGUUUGUCUCGAACGAAGCUGUGGGAACCCCGGCAACUUGGCUAACGGCAAGAGGACUGGUGAAGACUUCACCUACGGAAAGGUGGUGACGUUUACUUGUAACAGUGGUCACGUGAUGAGCGGGUCUUCUACCCGGACUUGCCAGACAAACGGAAAGUGGACCGGAACCCAGCCUACAUGUGAUCCUGCCAUAUGCGGUGAUCCAGGAGCACCCGUAAAUGGCGAAAAGACCGGAGCAUUUACCUACGGAAGCACACUUACAUACGAUUGCAUGCCGGGAUACAAGUUGGUUGGGGAUCGUCAACGCACUUGCCAAGCUAACGCCCAGUGGACUGGGUCACAGCCUCAUUGCACUGCCACCAGUUGUGGCGCUUUGAUGAAUGGUCCAACUGGUCAGAUCCAAUCGGAGAAUUUCCCUAAUGGAUACAGCGAUAACUCGUACUGCAGGUGGAAGAUCACUGUAAGAUCCGACCGCCAAGUCAUGAUCACAUUCAACACGCUGCAGACACAGGCCGAGAAGGACAAGAUCGAGGUCUAUGAUGGCCAGUCUGGCGAACUCAUCACCACGCUGUCUGGUGUCCACACCAAGCCUAUCUCUAUCACUUCUAACUCGAACGUCAUGGAUGUGCGAUUCUCGUCUGACGCCAAGGAUUCAGCUGUGGGAUUCCAGGCUUCGUAUCGAGAUGUCUCCUGUGGAGGAGUGGUUACCACGCUGGACAGCACCAUCCAAUCUCCAAACUUCCCGAACUACUAUCCUCUAAACGCUGACUGUGUAUGGGUGGUGAAACCAGGCCGGGCAUUCCAACUUGAGUUCGCGUCUUUCCACACCGAGGACAGCUAUGACUUCUUGAGGGGUUACGGCUCAAUCAAUUCAAACGAAAAAUCCGAGAGAGUAUUUGAAUACUCAGGAAAAUGGUUCAGAAUGGAGCAUUUCCAGGCGCCAUCAGGAGUCAUGAUGCUGCAUUUCCAUUCCAACUGGUACAACAGCAACUUCAACGGCUUCCAGCUCUCUGUUAGGAAAUAUCAAGUCAUCGUUGGCAAGAAGAAGAGAGAAAUUACAAUAUGAGAUCCUGAGGUUGUUCUAUAAAACGGUGAUGGUUAACAUCUACUUUGAAUAAUCAAGAUUAAUAAGGAAUAAAAACUGACAUGGAAUAAAAUUUUCAAGAAGUGAA
Messenger RNA from Nematostella vectensis (starlet sea anemone), 7437 nucleotides. Its product is annotated as sushi, von Willebrand factor type A, EGF and pentraxin domain-containing protein 1. Lineage: Eukaryota; Metazoa; Cnidaria; Anthozoa; Actiniaria; Edwardsiidae. Gene Ontology annotation, molecular function: calcium ion binding. The transcript is spliced from 37 exons. The record is from RefSeq and is a predicted model, not a curated record. Bases 84 to 7331 code for a protein of 2415 amino acids.